Messenger RNA from Erpetoichthys calabaricus (reedfish), 6718 nucleotides. RefSeq names its product aryl hydrocarbon receptor nuclear translocator-like. Gene Ontology annotation, cellular component: nucleus; aryl hydrocarbon receptor complex; transcription regulator complex. Gene Ontology annotation, biological process: regulation of transcription by RNA polymerase II. Bases 214 to 2523 code for a protein of 769 amino acids. The record is from RefSeq and is a predicted model, not a curated record. Gene Ontology annotation, molecular function: DNA-binding transcription factor activity, RNA polymerase II-specific; protein dimerization activity; RNA polymerase II cis-regulatory region sequence-specific DNA binding. The transcript has 21 exons. NCBI's taxonomy places the organism in Eukaryota, Metazoa, Chordata, Cladistia, Polypteriformes, Polypteridae.
UUGCUUCGCUGGCUAUUGGGUUAAUGUCUGCCAUCUUGGAUUACGGGAGGAGAUAGUGAUUAAAAAUAAGGGGACACCCCCACCCUGUUUAAAAAGAAAGUUUAUUUAAAUCACGCAAUUAGCAAGAUUCAUAUCGAAAGCGAACACAUACAGUCCAAAAGAAGGAUCAGUGACGGAGUGUAACUUUUGUUUUUUUAAAUGUUUUAAACGGGCAUGACAACGGCUUCCACGCCAGACAUGGCAUCUGAUAUGCCUUCAUUGGGUGUUGCUGCAGCCCCUGGUAUCCCAGCAAACAGCACACAGUCUGGUCCCCCCGUACCUCAAAGAGGAGUCAAGAAAAGGCCAGUGAUGGAAUUUGAUGAUGAUGAUGAUGAUGAUAGUCCUAACAAACUCUUCAGAUGUGAUGAUGAUCAGGCAGGUUCUAAUGACAAAGAGCGGUUCGCCAGGGAGAACCACAGUGAGAUUGAGAGGAGACGGCGCAACAAGAUGACUGCAUAUAUUACUGAACUUUCUGACAUGGUUCCUACAUGUAGUGCACUUGCCCGCAAACCUGACAAACUUACUAUACUGCGCAUGGCUGUAUCACACAUGAAAUCUCUUCGGGGCACUGGUAACACUUCCACUGAUGGCAGUUAUAAACCUUCUUUUCUUACAGACCAGGAAUUAAAACACCUCAUUCUGGAAGCUGCAGAUGGCUUUUUAUUUGUUGUGUCCUGUGAAACUGGGCGUGUUGUUUAUGUGUCUGACUCUGUGACACCAGUUCUUAACCAACUGCAAUCUGACUGGUUUGGAAAGUCCAUUUAUGAGUUGGUCCACCAAGACGAUGUGGAAAAGCUAAGAGAGCAACUGUCCACCACAGACAAUCAGAUUUCCGGGAGGAUCCUGGACCUUAAAACUGGCACUGUGAAGAAAGAGGGUCAGCAGUCAUCAAUGAGGAUGUGCAUGGGAUCUAGAAGAUCUUUCAUUUGUCGUAUGAGGUGUGGAAACUGCACUGUGGAUCCAGUCUCACUUAAUAGACUAAGUUAUGUGAGGAACCGAAAUAGGAAUGGCUUGGGCAUCACUAAGGAAGGGGAUCUGCAGUAUGUUGUUGUACACUGCACAGGAUAUAUUAAAUCCUGGCCUCCAGCUGGUGUUUCUUUGCCAGACGAUGAACCAGAUACCAACCAAGGCAGCAAGUUUUGUUUGGUGGCAAUUGGAAGGUUACAGGUAACGAGCUGUCCAAGUAACACUGAUAUAAACACUGCCAGUUUACCUGUUGAAUUCAUCUCUCGGCACAACCCUGAAGGUAUUUUCACAUUUGUGGAUCAUCGUUGCCUUGCUACUGUGGGAUUCUCUCCUCAAGAACUCUUGGGAAAGAAAAUGGUGGAAUUUGCGCAUCCAGAAGAUCAGGGACUUUUAAAUGACAGCUUUCAACAGGUGAUGAAACUAAAAGGUCAAGUACUAUCAGUGAUGUUUCGGUUUCGGGCAAAGAACCAGGAUUGGAUUUGGAUAAGGACUAGUUCUUUCACCUUUCAGAACCCCUUCUCUGAGGAGAUUGAGUAUAUAAUAUGCACAAAUUCCAAUGUUAAGGCCCCAAAUCAGGAUUCCCACCCCGCCUUGUCUUCUACCAGCAUGCAGAAACCCCAGCUGAACCAGAUUGCCAACCUUCCUCUGGAAAUGAGUCCAGGGCAGAAGGUUUCGAGACAAAUUCAGCAACAGCAGGUUGAUUCAGGAAGUGGUCGAGAGGCACUUUAUGAUUCUCAAAUGAUUGGGAGUAUGCAAAUGAACCUUGGGCAGGUUGCAGCUGCAACUGGACCAGAACACGGCAAGACCCUUGACAAGGGAGAAGGGUUGUUCGGGCAGGAGCGGGACCCAAGAUUCUCUGGAAUUUAUAGCGAAAUUACAGCAGAACAGAACAAAAACGUCCCACUCCCUUCUGCGGCAGGAAACCAGCAACAUUUUACUCAAGGAAAUACUUUCUCAACUCCACGACCAGCAGACAAUUUCAGGAGUGGAGGAAUGACUUCACAAGUUAAUAUUGUCCAGCAGCCAUCUUCAGCUGGGCAGAUGCUGACCCAGAUUUCACGCCAGUCAAACCCAACACAAGUGGCAUCAUCUUGGAAUGGCUGUCGCCCUUCUUUUGCUGGGCAGGCCAGUUCUGCACAAGUUCCUUUGGCCUCUAAAACUCAGUCUUCAUCCUAUGCGAUUGGAGGGUUUCAGGGAACACCAUCAACUUUUGGUUCACUGAACAGCUCUGUGUCUACAUCCUCAAACAGUGGUGGAGCAUACUCCAGUAUCAGCAAUCGUGCAGCAGCCUUUGGAGAGAAUAACCAGAGCACAACCCAGUUCCAGUCCCGGCCUGCAGAAAAUGUUGGAGUGUGGCCUCAGUGGCAGGGCCAGCAUCAUGCACAGGGCAGCAGUGAUCAGCAAAACAAUUCAUCAGAGGUCUUCAAUGAUGUUCUGUCAAUGCUAGGUGAACAAGGAACCCCAUUCAGCAAUGAUGAAUUUGCAGAACUGCCCAUGUUCCCUAAUUAUGGCGAUUGAAGACUAAAUGAAAUGUCUAUGAAUUUCCCCACACCUACUGGCAAAAUGCACCCCAGUGUUAAAAGGGAGACAGACCUGUUAUAUUUUAUUUAAAUGAUUGCGUAUGUAUUACGCAAGGGUUAUGAGUUUUUUUUUUUUUUCUAUUUCCACAGUCCUCAUAAUGUCAUUGUGGACCCUGGAAGAGAGAGAUAUGGACAAAUAUGCAACUUGACAAUCAGAUUUUGAAUCAAAAGACAUUAGGAGAUGGCAGGUGUUUUAAUAAAGCUGCUAAACUAGCUAAUCAUCUGUCAUUAAAUGUUGGACAGAUGUUUAUUUUUAAAGUAGAAUAUUUCAUUGGAUACUUGUUAAAUUAUAUUUGUAAAUGAAUGAAAGAGAAAAUGUUUUGUCUACCCUUUCAAUACUGUUAGUAAUACUUUUUUAAAACGUAUAUAACACCACUAAAUCUGUCCAGUAACCAAACUGUUUCUUCUGUAAAAUUCAGAAAUAUCUCCAGUUAGAUUGAAAUUACAGCAGUAUUUUUUUUCUUUUCAAAAUAUUUGUAAAUAAUGAAGAUUAAAUGUAGAAAAAGUCAUUUCGACUUUGUUUUAGUCAUUCCGGUAGUGAAAUUUUCAACAACUUGUAUGUGCAGCUGUGUUUUUGUUUGAUAAAGAAUAUUAUUCACUUUUGAAUGUUUUCUUCAUAUCAGUGAAGGGCUGUUAGUUAAUGAAGAGCCAGGCAACCUUCAUUGUUACAACUGCAAAUGACAUACCAGGGAGAGUCCUCUGCAAAGGCCUGCUGUCCAAAUCACACAUGCACUCAGAGGCCAUGUUUAUGAAAUUUUUAAUUUUAGAAAAAGCACCUUUUUAAUUAUAUAUAAAAGAAAGAACAGCGUUUGUUGUUAUGAGUUUUUCCUAAAUGAAGAAUUGAAAAGGUUUGCAUAUAUUUUGUAAUUAUGUAUUAAGUAUCAAUGUUGAAAUUUUUAUAGAAAGAAAAGCUCAAAAUGGGGCAUAUUUUAUCAUUCUCUUUUUUGAUACAGUAUGUUUAUUGUUAACAUAAUGGUGUUCUAAGUGGUAGCUUCUUCAUACAUUAUUUGUAUCAGUGUGCUGUGUCCAUUUGUUUCCUUAUUGAAUUAUGAUAUGCAAAUUUUCAUUAGCAUCUCAUGAACAUGUCAAGGUGAUCUACCAUGAUGCGGUGACAGGAAUAUUAAUUUCAGUGCUCAACAUUGUUUGCCACUUUCGUGUACAAGGUCUGAAGUAGUUGAUUUGUAAAUGGUACAUCAGUAAUUCUGUCGGAAUAUCAUGGGAUAUUCAUCCAUUUGCAUUUUAACUUCUUAUGUCCUUAUUCUUUUUGUUUUAGCUUUGCCUUAUCUCUGGAAGCCUUCUUCCCUGUCUCAGACUCUAUUGUAUCUUGAACGUUUUGAUACCUUAAUUCUGUGUGAAAUAUUUCCAAGGAUAGUUUUCUUGUCUUGUUUUCACAAUGAAGACGUUUUAAGCUGUAAUGUUUUAUGCGUAUUGAUCAGUUGACCUAUACAACAGGGCCCUUUCACUCAUGCAUAUUGCAUAAUCUUUAUGUGCCUCUUUUUGGUAAAGAGAAAAAGCCUUAUUCUCCAAUAUGCUACAUAUCUUGUUACUUUGUACUUGUGAAGGUGAGACCUGCUGGAUAAAGAAACAAAAUGUCAAGUGGUAAAAUAAACAAAUACUAAUAAUGCGUACUAUUUACCAAAAAACAUAGUUUAGCUGCUGUACACAACAUUCUAAGAAGCAUUCAGGUUUGAAGCAAUACAGUUUUGUAUUAUAAAUGCAAAAAAUUACAUUUUAUGAUUUGAAACAGUCAUUGGAAAUAUAAACGUACUUACCAGUAUUGCUGUAAUGUUGCAGUUUUAUGUAAGGCUUUCAUGCUCAUUGGUCAAAGAUUUCUUCCUAUUUUUGAUGGAUUGAAAAUUAAAUUACAUAAGUGAGGCUUUCUUUCUUGUGAACAAGAAUCAAGUGGAGGCAGGCAACUAUUCUAGCCAACUUUUUUUGUCAAGCUUUAACAUAAAUGCAGGAAUGUAGUGUCAAUGGAUAAUCCAUUGUUUAGGACCAGCGUUGGUCUUGACAAUCAUGUUCCAUAACUAAAUUUAAUUCUGUUCUAGCAGUUUACUUUUCACUUUUUUCUUUUAAGCAGUCACUCAGUAAUAUAUCACCUUAUUCUGUAGUGAAAAUAAGGUACAAAAUGUAUAUGAGUAGUUCCUACCAUCUUGGUAUAAAAGAGUCAGUCCUAGAGUUUUGUCAGCCCUUACACUAAUAUAAUUUCAGUAGUGAGGUCAAAUUUGUGUUAGAAAUGUGUGAAUUUAGUGACCUGUUUAAUUCAGUAUACAGUACUCCAGAUUGACCAGGGCUUAACUGUGUUGCUUCUACAUUCUGAUACAUUAUACACAGCUUGGAGCAAAGCUAAAACUAGUGAGUGCUUAAUGAUGGUGUUGCUCCUCCUAUGUAUUACACACCCAGUAUCAGUACCAAUCCCGUUAAAGGUAAAAUUCUAAGAAGAAAUUAGGAAACUUUAUGUUGCUAAUUUUAACUUUUUUAAAACAAAAAUAAUUGAAACACUAGUGUGAGAAGUAGAAUAGAUCAAUAUAAUGGGCAAAGAUAUUUGGAUUAAUAACACCACAAAAUUUUAAAUAAAUGUAAAGAUUGCCAUUCUGUAACUAGUUCUCAGUUUACUUUUUAGUACAUUCUACUCAAGUGACACAAAUUUUCAAACAGUUGUUGAUGCUGCUGAUCUUGGCAUGUACCUAGAAAUAGGUAUUUUGCUUUUUGCAUGUUCUGUAAAGUGUUAUGUUGAAGUGAUAACAUUUGCAUUUACACAUCAAUGUUGCACAAAAUUAUUUUUAUUACAGUGUAUAUUCAUAUUUGGUUGCCUUUAUGAAGACAGAAAUAAUACAGUGUGUUAUCAGUGAAACCCAGAACUGUUAGUGUAUUGGACAACAAUAACAUACCAUUAAUUAUUUAACAACAUAGAGGGUGUAAUGGGUAGUGUACAGCACUCACAUUGUAUCUUGUUUUAAAAUGAGCUUCUUACAUUAGGUGAAAUUCUGUGAUCGAUAUUCUCUAUACUCCAAAGCUGCUUUUCCAUUAUGUUGAACUUUUUAAUAAGUGUAUAUAAAAGACGUAGCAUAGCACAAAAAAAGAUCUGUGUUGAAAGCUGAAGUUCUGUGGUGAGAAAUGCGACAACUUUCAUCCUUCUGGAUAAGGGUAAUAUAAUAACCUUUUUUCCUAGGUAAGGCGAAGACCACCUGCAGAAUUCUUUAUUACCCAUGAAACAUUUUCUGUUGUUGAAUUGAUUUUCUUAGUAAUGGAUGAAUAUAUACUAUGAAAAAACACUAUUUAAAAACUGUGAGGUUUCAUUUUUUACAUUGCCAUCUGUAAACUUUGAAAAGGUGUAUUUGUUGAAGGAUCCAAAAAUGUUUUGACGUACCUGAACAUUAACAUUACCUAGGAAAUUUCACCAGUAGAGGGUUUUGCAAGUCUUUAGAAUUAUAAUCUCUGGGUUUCUUAAAGCAGUUUUGCUUUUUAUUUUAAGUCCUGGAAUGCAUUUCUGUUAAAGCCUUUCUAUAAAAAUAUUUUUCAUUAAAUACAGUAAUGGAAAAGAUAAAUGAGUGAUAAAUGAAUGUCUUCAUGCACAUGUGACAAAAAGCACUUUUUAUGGUGGAUAUUUGUUUUAGUAGAUGGUCUUUUCUAAGAUUAUCAGUGACUAUUGUAUGCUAUGCUUCAUGAUCAGAAAGAAAUAUUAAAAAAAAAAAAAAAAUACAGGGCACAUCACAUGGCUGAUGUGUUGCUAUUAUGAAAGUCUUAUUAUGGCUGAUGUUUACCAGGGCAAUUUGUAUGCUGUUUACAUUGAAAGGCAAGUUUUGAUCUCUUGUUUCAGAAUAAUUUAAAAUGUUUUAAAAAAUUACAAGAAAAUACUUUCCACAAUUUUGUUGUCAACUCCUUAUUAAUGAAUUUAAUAUCUACAACCCUUUUGGAAAAAAUAAGCCAUAAGACCUUUCAGGAAACAAAAAUGUUACAAUGCAUUACAUAAGAUGCUCUCCGGACACCUGUUUUGGUAUAUGCUCUUCAACUCAUGCACCUAUAUAUCACAGCUCUCUAUGUAAUCUGAUUUUUACUAUAGACUAUAAAUGUUAUACAGACUGUUUUCAUCUUUGUAAUAGUGUCAAAAAUAAAGCAACUGUUGUACAGUU